AUGCAGCCCCCCAUUCGAGCGUACAUUGAUCUAGACGAUAUGCUGUCGGUGGAAGGCAUCGGCAAGCAGCUGGUGUGGAAACAUUUGAGGGGUGUGGACGUUGGUGAGCAAAAUGGAAACCACUUUCCAGUCACCCUCACGUACACCCUAGCCGACGGCAAGGAGCAUGUGGAGCACUGGUUUGCACAGUCCGAAAGGGUCUACCACUCUCCAUACGCAUUAAACUAUUGUCGAUCUCCAAAAUUCACCAAGAUCGAGGGGCGCGACACCAUGGAGGUGAGCGCUGUGGAGAGCGAUGGGACGGUGGAAGUCUAUUUCCACGACGACCCAAAGGGGGCAGUUUGGUACGAGGGCCUCAUCUCUUGGGCUCCUGAAAAUGAGUGUACUCAGGGCUGGCCGGAACCCACCCGAGACGUUUUUGUCUGA
This is a messenger RNA of Durusdinium trenchii, 426 nucleotides long. NCBI's taxonomy places the organism in Eukaryota, Dinophyceae, Suessiales, Symbiodiniaceae. The record is from the annotation of a GenBank genome assembly.